This is a messenger RNA of Brugia pahangi, 1197 nucleotides long. NCBI's taxonomy places the organism in Eukaryota, Metazoa, Nematoda, Chromadorea, Rhabditida, Onchocercidae. The record is from the annotation of a GenBank genome assembly.
AUGGUACAAAAACCAAUUAAAUACAAUGGUGUUCUAAUCCUUACGGAUGAACCGGAAGACUUUCGUGCUGAAGAGGAUAACCGUCCUUUUUAUCUGAGAGAAUCGUUUCCUUGGACCACUAACUAUGCAACAAAACGUAAUUAUCUCAGAGAACUUCUUCACAUCUGUAGUCAGCCGCAAAUUAUGCGUUGGAGAAAGGUGAAAAAAGUGCUCAAUGUCUCGGAAGCGAAGAAAAUUGCAGAAGGAGUAUAUUGCGAGAUUUUUCUUGCUGAGUAUAAAAUGGAAACAGUCAUUCUGAAGUUGAUCCCUAUUGGUGAUGAUGACCAACCGAUUAAUGGAUGUUAUAUAAGCUCAUUCCGCGACGGUGUUGCAAAAUUGAUCGUUCUAAAAGAAAUUGCGGAUCUGUGUCAAGUCAAACAGGGAUAUUCUACGGAAGGAUUUGUCCAACUGAAAGGAGCGAUGGUUGUGAAAGGACUUUAUCCGUCGUCAAUGAUCUAUGCAUGGAGAGAGUACAAGCAAAAUGGGAAGUCCGACAAAUUAAAUCCGAAUCUGUUUCCUGCCAACCAAAGUUUUCUGCUUCUCUUUGCUGAGAAUGGUGGAACUAGCUUGAAAGAAUAUAAGAUUACUACUAUUCUUCAAGCGUACAGCAUCGUUUAUCAGUUGUUCAUGGCCCUUGCUGUCGCUGAAUUUCGGCUUUCAUUUGAACAUCGCGACCUGAACUGCGAGAAUAUUUUGAUUACCAGUGUUGACUGUAUUGAUACAAUCAGAAGCAAGUUUGACGGUUCUGACGUCUAUAUAUAUGCACAUGGUGCUAGAGUUAAAAUUAUAAAUUCUUCUUUCUGCAGAAUGACCAAAGGCACGUCUACAAUAUAUUUUGAUUGGGCAUCUAAUGAAGAAUUUUUUAUGGGUGAAGGUGAUUCCGAACACAUUGCUUUUCAAACAAUGCGUAGAAUAAGCAAAAACAUUUGGCGACCGUUUCAUUCCAUGACAAACGUUCUCUGGUUGGCAUAUAUCAUUGAUUUCAUCCAUGAUCAACUGAAAGAAUCAAAUGUUGGCAGUACGGAAGAACGUACUGCAUUUUUUCUUCAUUUCAAAUGUCUGCAUCGUUAUGCUAGUGCAUGGAAAUGGAUUCGCGAUCACAUUGAUAAACACAUGAAGAAGGAUGUUAUUGAGAAGGAAGAGCCACAGAAAGCAUGA